AUGGCUGCCAUUGAAGUGAUCACAUCACAAGAGAGAGAAGUGAAAAUGAAAAAGAUCACAGGCGAACCCUAUACAAUACUUAUUCGGGUAUGGAAUGAAACUGUCAGCAAUUUGACACUUAUGGCAUUGGGUGAGACUUACUCAGCUUAUUUUUUGGGAUCAGGAUUGGGUACUGCCGAUCAGAACGAAACGAUUAUUAUAGGAGUUAAAUGUUUUCUUGCAGGAUCGUCAGCUCCAGAAAUUCUACUUUCUGUUAUUGAAAUAUUUGGCAACAACUUUGAAGCGGGUGAUUUGGGUCCGAGCACCAUUGUUGGAUCAGCAGCGUUCAAUUUAUUCAUCAUUAUAGCAGUUUGUAUUAAGGUGAUUCCAAGUACGGAAACUCGUCGAAUUCAGCAUGUGCAUGUGUUUUGGGUAACAGUGAUCUGGUCGACAUUUGCCUACAUUUGGCUUUAUCUCAUUCUUUGCUUCUUUAGCCCAAACAUAGUAGAGGUUUGGGAAGGUGUGCUCACAUUUAUGUUCUUCCCUUUGACUGUGCUCUCAGCUUAUGUGGCCGACACUUAUACUGGAAUCUUUGGACAACGGUAUGGAAUCUCCGCCUUUCAUCUUCAAAACUUAGCUCCUCCUCUGUGA
Messenger RNA from Cylicostephanus goldi, 630 nucleotides. The record is from the annotation of a GenBank genome assembly. NCBI's taxonomy places the organism in Eukaryota, Metazoa, Nematoda, Chromadorea, Rhabditida, Strongylidae.